AUGGGAAUCAACCGGUUUGAAUGCCGUACCUGCCCGUACCAGGAUGUCAUCCCGACCGGCCACGAAUACUACGAGAAGUCCGAGGUGAAGGAGAAGGAGGUCGAGGGAGUGUUUGGUGGCAAGGAAGAGUUUGCGAACGCCGACAGCAUUGGGACGCAAUGCCCUGCCGAGAAGUGCAAUGGUGAACGUGCAUACUUCUUCCAGCUGCAGAUUCGCAGUGCUGAUGAGCCGAUGACUACAUUCCUGAAGUGUACAACCUGCGGUGUCCGGUGGAGAGAGAAUUGA
Penicillium macrosclerotiorum is the source of this 285-nucleotide messenger RNA. RefSeq names its product DNA-directed RNA polymerase III core subunit RPC11. NCBI's taxonomy places the organism in Eukaryota, Fungi, Ascomycota, Eurotiomycetes, Eurotiales, Aspergillaceae. Gene Ontology annotation, biological process: termination of RNA polymerase III transcription; DNA-templated transcription. The record is from RefSeq and is a predicted model, not a curated record. Gene Ontology annotation, molecular function: zinc ion binding; DNA-directed RNA polymerase activity; nucleic acid binding. Gene Ontology annotation, cellular component: RNA polymerase III complex. The transcript is spliced from 3 exons. The coding region runs from base 1 to 285 and encodes 94 amino acids.